AUGAUUUAGAAAUUAUUCCAAGUAAUAAACAACAAAAUGAUGAAUAUAUAAUUUCAAACGAAGCAAUUUUAAAUAAAAAUGAAUAUUCUAGGGAAAAACAACAAAAUUUCUUAAAGGGUCCACCGAUUAACUUAGUUGAAACAGGUACUGCCAUAGACAAUGUCCAAUUCUUUAAACCUAUCGUUAGGAGUAAACCUAUCGUUAGGAGUAACAUUGAUCUCACUGCUGUUACGGAGCUUAUUUCAAUCAAUUCAAAUUUCUUUCCCGGAACGUCCGCUACUGCACACGAUGAAGUCGAUCGACUGCUUUCAUUGCUUGAAGAGCAAAAAGAUAAAAUCGAUAGCAUAUUAGAAUCACUGCAUGUAUACGCAGUAGGUGUUGAUUUUCAAAAAGAUUAUUCUAUGCCGUGCAUUGCUUGCUGGGUCUCCGAGCGCCUCGAUAUUGCCAUAAAGGAACGAUUAUCAGACUUGUUCCAAAGUGAGUUUGAAGUUAUAGAAAAAAUGGUGGCACUGACAGACGCAGACGUGGAUAAUAAUAGUGCACAAAACAAAUUACUUAACCGUAAUGGUGUCACAAAGAGGUCUAAGAACAAUGGGUCAACUGGUUCGUCUCAUUCAGAAAAUGAGAAGGAAUCUGAUGGGAAUGAAGGCGAGAAUAACUGUAAUGAAAACGAUGAAAACGGUAGCGGAGAUGGUGGAGAAGAAAAUAAUGAGAAUAAUAGCAAUGGUGCUGUUACAUUAAAUAAGGAAAACGCAGAGAUUUUUCAAGAGUUUGUCAUCGUAGUUUCUAUCUGUGCAAAUGUUACCCCCGUUGCCAAUAAAAAAUAUUCGAAAGUUUUAAAAUUUUCUGUUGAUAUAAAAGAAUGUACAAUGGGGUCUAUGCUUAGUGAAAAUUCAUCGCUUCACAAGAUUGGUUUUGGCUAUUUUCUCGAUUCCGUUGUUUCAACAAUUCGCGAAACAAGCAGAGGAAUCAAUGGACAAGUCAGUGGAACAGGAAUCCAGGUGACAGGUAAUUAUAAUACAAGGAAUGCACUUAAUACAGAAAAAAUGUCAGAUGAGUGGAAGAUGAAGCUCGACGGAUGUUUGACAACCGGAUCUCGCUGGUCAUAUUCUCGUGAAGAUGGCAGCUAUACAAGUAACUUUAUUUCAGGUAAUCACACUGGUGAAUGGCACAUUCUAAAUUUGAUGUGUGGGUUUACUAUAGAAAUUACACAAGUAGUAGGUUUCGAAUUCACUAAUAAAAAUUUUUUUAAUUUGGGUUUGAAACCUAAGUUGAUAAAGCCAUGCCCUAAGAUGGCUCAUAUAUUGAAAAUAUCCUUUGAUGAUUUUGAUAAUUUUGAAAGAUAUUAUGCAAAACUUGAUAAAGAACACUAUGAACAAAAAGAUCUUAUUUAUAUUUUAAAAAAUAAAGCCCCUCCUAAAGAAAAAGACACACAAAAACAAGGAGGCAUAACCGAUUUUACGGUUACCCGUACAUGGGAGGAACCCGAACAGUCUUAA
Molecule: messenger RNA, 1499 nt
Organism: Racocetra fulgida
Lineage: Eukaryota; Fungi; Glomeromycota; Glomeromycetes; Diversisporales; Gigasporaceae
Source: the annotation of a GenBank genome assembly